This is a messenger RNA of Neltuma alba, 756 nucleotides long. RefSeq names its product profilin-3. The record is from RefSeq and is a predicted model, not a curated record. The transcript has 3 exons. Lineage: Eukaryota; Viridiplantae; Streptophyta; Magnoliopsida; Fabales; Fabaceae. Gene Ontology annotation, molecular function: actin monomer binding. Gene Ontology annotation, cellular component: cell cortex. The coding region runs from base 62 to 457 and encodes 131 amino acids.
CAAAUCUGAUUCAGCGCAAGAUUACAGUAUCAGUCCAAUCCCACAGGUGUCUUAGUCCAAAAUGUCGUGGCAGACGUACGUCGAUGACCAUCUCAUGUGCGAUAUCGACGGCCACAACCUCACCGCUGCCGCCAUCGUCGGCCUCGAUGGGAGCGUCUGGGCUCAGAGCGCUUCCUUCCCUCAGUUUACACCUCAAGAAAUUGCUGCCAUCACUAAAGACUUUGAUGAACCUGGCUCUCUUGCCCCUACUGGAUUACACCUGGGCGGUGUGAAGUACAUGGUCAUCCAAGGAGAGGCCGGGGCUGUCAUUCGUGGGAAGAAGGGUGCUGGCGGGAUCACUGUUAAGAAAACCGGGCAAGCUCUGAUAUUUGGCAUCUAUGAUGAACCUUUGACUCCAGGACAGUGUAACAUGAUUGUUGAGAGGUUGGGAGACUAUCUGAUUGAUCAGGGGCUGUAGAUCAUUUCUCAACCGCACAUUUUUUGCACAUUUUUCAUUUGAUUUUGGGAUUGCAUCUAUCUUCCUUUUUCCUAUGUUCCUGAAAUGAUAUUGGAGUUGUUUGUCAAAAAAUAACCAAACAAGGAAAGCAAAGAAAUUAGUCUUAUUUUAAUUGCUAUAGUUUUUCUCUCUUUUCAAUGGGAUUAUCUUGAUUUUGCUGUAUUUAUUUAUUUUGGUGAAUGAUUUACUUAGAUGGAUUGUUUUUCAAUAUCAUCUGGUAUGUGAUAAAUUUGGUUGGUUGGUUGUUGUUCUACUUCCAA